AUGGCGGUUAGUCUUUUGUGGCUCGUAGCUGUGGCUAGGUUUGGGUAUUGUCCUACUUCUCCUUUUCUUGCAGCGACAAGUCUUCUCGGCUUCUCUCCUCUUCCGGGUUUAGUUCGGUGUGCAACGACUCUCUCGAUCGGCAGGUGUCUUCGGUGGAAGUACAUAUUUCUUAUGCGGUGGUGCAGUGUAGCUAUCCGUGCUGCAAAUGUUCUGGCUAGAUCGGCACAGUCGACGCGCAUGGCUGUGCCUUUAUCCAGGUUCUCCGAUUUCAAUCGGGCCAAGUUAUUUGCUCUUUGUGCAUCUAUUGGAGCCUCGAAGUGA
Arabis nemorensis is the source of this 321-nucleotide messenger RNA. The record is from the annotation of a GenBank genome assembly. Lineage: Eukaryota; Viridiplantae; Streptophyta; Magnoliopsida; Brassicales; Brassicaceae.